Molecule: messenger RNA, 4368 nt
Organism: Leishmania mexicana MHOM/GT/2001/U1103
Lineage: Eukaryota; Euglenozoa; Kinetoplastea; Trypanosomatida; Trypanosomatidae
Product: RNA pseudouridylate synthase-like protein
Exons: 1
Coding region: 1-4368 (1455 amino acids)
Biological process (GO): pseudouridine synthesis
Molecular function (GO): pseudouridine synthase activity; RNA binding
Source: RefSeq, a predicted model, not a curated record
AUGCGGACGGCUUAUGCAGUGGCGGUGUCUCGGCGCCGGUCGCACAUUGCUUGCACAAGCUCAUCAUCGCCGCUGUGGGCACUGCAGCCGCGGCGUGCCUCUUCCGUGCAUCGUGGCCGCGUCUCACAAACGACGUCCGGCUCGUCAUCGAACACGUCCUCGAGCCACGCAUCGCUACGCCGUGGGCAUAGCUUCAGGAGAGGUCGGUCGAAUGCGCGGCAGAUCACUCCGGCAGCGGAGACUUGCUUCUCUGCCAGGUCCCGUCGCACUGGCUGCGACCACAUCGCCGACCGUGUAUGGAGACGCCAUCAGCUCGAGGACGCCAUCCAUGCCGCGCAGGCGUUCCGCAACUGGUGUGCCAUGCAUGCACCAUGCACGCAAGCGGCGGUGGGGGCAUCCGUGUCGGCAACCGCUGCCCUGCAACCCGGUGAACUCUCCCCCUCCCAUGCGCCGCUGCUGCACCGGGUUGGCGGCAGUAGAGGUAGUGUUGCCACGCUUGCAGACAUCGGGUAUGAAGAAGGCGCCAACAGCCGUACCACACGGCACCACCCUAGCUUUACCCCACCGACGACGCCCACCACAAACCCUCCUCUCACGGCGGGUGGGGCGGUACCGCUGACGGAGCGCCGCAUGCUGGAGCACUACGCGGUCCUCCUCCACAACGUACGCGCAGCCGCCGCACGGGUCGCCACGUCAGACUACCACCGCUUUUACGCCGCAGUGGUGGAAGAACUGCUGACGGCGUCCACCUCUCGUAGUGGCAGUAGUGCCUUCUCGGUUCCACGCUCCGUGGUGUGGCAGGACGCUGCUGCAUCCGCAUACCAUGGAGAAGGCGGAGAAGACGCUACGGCGCUGGCCGAACGUCGCCUUGCCGCGUGGGCAUCGCACUGGCACAAGGAUCUUAAGCAGUGGCACUCGCGCCACGGCCCGCAUACCCCUGGUGCGGGUGACCCUGUUGACCCCCAGCAGUUACUGCUCCACGCCGACCUCUGGCAGGACGUGCUUGACGGUGCCGAGGGUGUUGUAGGAACACGGGAGGAAGACAAGUCGAUGGCGGCGCUGCUGCUGCAGGGACAGUGGCGGGUCGCCAUCGACAGCCUUCUUGAAGCCGACGCAACACCGCCCCGCUCCGCAUCUGCGGCAGCGAUCGAGCCGAACGGCAGCUCCUCUACGGCCCCCCAGCCACCGUCCGUCGCGGAACUCUUCUCCGCGGCGUCGGUGCGGCGCCGACACCGCGUGCCGUGGCGACCCUCACCUCACCGAGGCUCUGCGAACUCGUCCAGCAGCACGCUUCCGCCGCUGCCGCGGCGGUUUGCCCUUGCCCCUGUGACGCCGGCAGAGCUGCGCUUACUUCGACACCCGCCGUCGCCGGGGCUGCGCGUGCUGCCGCACUCGAUAGCUGCUAAAGUGCAGCGAGCGGGGUGCCCGGAGCGGCCUCCAGGGGAUGGCGUGGCGGCAGCACCAUCGCUGCUGCUGGAGGCGGCCGCGGCUGCAGAGGUGGCAAGUGGCCGUGCCACAGGCAUCCCGCCGACGUGCGUGGUCCGGCUGCGGCGUCGUCUAUGGGUGCUGCAGCACCUCCCGCGCCACCUCCCAGCCUCUCUCGUCCGCUUCCAGGAACCGAGACGGCCAUCGCUGCGCGCCGGCGGCGGCAGUGGUCGCGAGGUGCGGAGUGGGGGAAUGCCACACGCGCACCUCCUUCGCAGCCACGCGCUGGAGAAGCUGCCGUGGUACACGCUCUGUGUGCUCGGCGAGGCGUUGGAGGCGAGUGGGAACGGCGGCUCAACAGUCGCGACGGUGCUGCGCAACGCACGCACGCACAUGUGCGCUGCGCUCUUCCUCAGCGUGCAUGCCGACUACGCGGCCCUGCACGACUACGCACACACCCUCUUUCUCACGCUCGGCAGCAGCAUGGUCGCACGCGCGGUCGCCGCUCGACAACGGCAGCGAGGACGCAGCGCUGGUGGCAGCGACGGCGACGCGGCCGUCACCGUAUUUGAGAGCGCCUUUGUGCAGACGGCUAUCGCCCUGCUUCAGCCACCGCCGCCGGUGGCGUACGCAGCGGCCGGGCUGUCGCCAAGGCCCGCCUCUUCCUCCGGCAAUGCUGCUAGCUUUCUCGCGAGAUCGUCGUCAGCGCGGACGCCAAGCUCCAGCACAGACAUCACCGACGUCCACGUGGUCCCGCCACGUGUGUUUCGCCGCCUCUGCGCCGCCGUGCAGGACUGGCGCAACUACCAUCUCUCACUCUACUGUGAAACGCUAAGCCAAAUUUCGGACAGCGACGGUAUAGCGCUACGCGAGCUGGCGCGCGUGCUGGCAGCGCAGCCGCACGGCGAGGAUGCUCUGCAAGAGGAAGCGGCUGUGGUGCUGGCGCCAGAGAGCGCGGCCGCCAUCGUCACGGCUCUCCUGCUGCAGCUCCUCGAUCAGCUGUCACGACCCUCAGCGUCGCCCUCGUCAACGACGGCACACGCCAGCGCCGGAUGCAACCCGCAGGGUACAUCGCCCUCCCUUCCUCCACUGCCGCCCGUCCUUUGCUUCAGUGUGCCGCACGACAAGGCGCACGCGGUGGCCAGCUACUUCAAAGGCAUCUUCCAUCCGUCGUUCUUCAGGCGCGUGGUGACGGCGGCGCCGUGCACGAAUGGGGGCGAGUGCCAGUUGGGUAACGAUGGCGCCGCGGCCACGUCCGCCAUCGCCACCGCGAUCACAACGGGUGCCCGCACGGCCGAUGAAGGGAACGGUAACGCAUCGGCGCUGCCAUCCUUAGUUUUGCCGCCGGCUGAGUGGGAACGCAACGCCGCCGCGCGCCUUGUCGGUCGCACGCUGCGUCGCCUCGACCGCUACCCGACGCGCACGACAGAGGCCUUCUUCGCCCGCUAUGUGCGUGGCGACGAUGUGGACUCGAAGAGGGAGGGUGGUGAGGAGGGUGGCUCCGAAGUAGCCGCACCCCAGUCGGCUUCGACGACGGUUGCGCCUCCGCUCGCCAUGAACCUCUUCAUGGUGAACCUGCAAGCUGCCGUGGACCACUGGCAUGAGCGCCACCGCCGCCCCAUCCUCGGCGCUCCACCCACAGCAUCAAGCCACGCACAGCAGCAGCAGGAGCAGGUGUCCCUACCGGCUCAGCCAUUCGUGAAGGUAGCAGGAGAUGGUCGCACAGCCAACACGGAAUCGGCCGCUACCGCAGCGGCCACGCCCGAAGGUGCGGCGGCCUCGUUGGCAGAAGCUGGCGAGGAUGGCUUACCUAACCCCAUCGUUCUGCUCGCGUCCCCACCGAUGCUCCCGCACGGACUGCACGCUGUCUACAAGCCUGCCGGCGUGAACUGCACCCUGCACGCACACUACCCGUCCCUCGUCUACCCGUUUCUCACUCGCGACCUGCCUUGGAGGGCGAGAGGGGCGGUCGCGGCGGAUAGCAGCGACAGAAACCGUGGCGCUGGUGCAUCGUCCUUUCCAGCCUCCUGCGUACCGGUGCUUCGUCAGCAGGGCCUCGUAAACCGCAUUGACGUGGGCACAAGCGGCGUUGUCCUCGUUGCUCGUACCGCCGCCGCGCUGCACGGCGCCGCCGACGCGAUGAUACGAAAGCAUCACAUGCGCAAGACGUACCGUGCGCUUGUGCAACGGUGGCCGCCCUUCUCGUCCUCGUCCAGCGCGUCCACAGUGUCGUGCGGCGAUGACAUCGCAGCGGCGGCACCGCUCUUUAGCGUGUCACCCUUCUUGUCCCCGAUGGCGGGCGCCGUUGUGUGCGCACCGGUGUACGCGGCUGGCGCCACGGCAUCCUCGAUCCGCCGGCGCUCAGCACUGCCGCUGAGUUAUGGCCGCCAACUUCCGUCGUCUGAGGAACCCAGUGCACAUGUGCUCGCAGUCUCUCGCGCCGGCUCGACUCCGUCGUGGUCAUCGAGCGUACCCGUCUCUCCCUCCUCCUCUGCGCACGUGCAUCAGCAGUACGCCACCCUGCACGCCGCUCUACAGGACCAGCGGAAUGCCAUCACGCGCUACCGCGUACUCGAGUACUUUGCGUCUGCCGGGGUCGCCUACGUGCAGGUGGAGCUGCGCAGCGGGCGGCGGCAUCAGAUACGGCAGCACUUUGCGCAGCUCGGCUUCCCUCUUGUUGGCGAUGCUCGCUACCACGCCGGGGUAGUCGCAGGCCGCGCGGGAACGACGUUCGGGAUGCAGCGAGCUGCGCUCCACGCCUACACGAUUGACAUCCUCGCCACCACAGACGGUGACGGCCUGGCGAGCGGCGAGGAGGUGCCCGACCGCGUGGUGGUGCAGGCGGCGCUGCCAGCCGACAUGCAUCGCGCUCUGCUUGCACUUCGGCAAGCGGAACAAGUCAAGUCGGGUCAGCAGCAGCUGCAGCAGCAACCUCGUGGCUGA